UUGGUAUAAUUAUUAAGUAAAUAUGCAAUCUCGUCUAUUUAUUAUAUUGGCAGUUUGUCUCAUCUUCGCUGCAGGAAGUUCACUUCCAGACCAGAAAGAAGAGAUAUCCUUUGAAACUGAUAUUUUCAAGACUUUUGGAAAUCUGAUCAAACUCACUAUGACAGGUAAAUUGGAUACUCAGAACUUUGACGUAAAUUCAUUGGAGGCUGUCAUGAACAUUGCUGAUAAAUCCUUCCCAAUUCUGAAAACUAUGGGGCUUACUGAAAGAUCCUUCAAAUUUACAGAGCAGUAUUGUUGGGGACAAGGUCUCUUUUCAGGAUGUUCAGGAUUCGAAUUCGAGUUCUUCCUUGGGUGGAGAAUCGGAAAUAAAACUACCAAAGAUUUUGAGUUCUUCAAUAUUACUAUUAUUCCAUACGUAAGAGGAGAAGGAAGACUAUUUACUAAUUUUGAAAGUUGGUUCACUAAAUUCUCGGCAGAUUUCGCUUCAAGAUUCAUCAACAUCCAGAUGCCAACAAGUAACCAAUGGAACUUCAAAGAUAAUGUUGAAUAUUGCUUUGAUGCCAACUCAUUCGUUGAAGAUCCUCUGGUAUUGCUUACUUUGGAGGCUACCGUAAAAUCAUGCGAGGCUGAUAUGACUCAUAAUUUCGCUCAUCCAGGAACAUUUGACUAUACCUGCUCUUAUGGUUCACCACUUGGCUUGACUUUGAUGAACAACACUGAAACUAUUGAUCAUCAAUAUGUCAACCUUGUACCCAGGAAGUGUAUUACUAUCGUUGACGGAUAG
This is a messenger RNA of Moneuplotes crassus, 784 nucleotides long. NCBI's taxonomy places the organism in Eukaryota, Ciliophora, Spirotrichea, Euplotida, Euplotidae. The record is from the annotation of a GenBank genome assembly.